GUGAUAUUAAUUUUUAAAUAUAUUCUAUAUUUAAGAUGCACUAUUAUGCAACGAUCGUAAAGUGGAAGAGUGUUGAGUAGGGUUGGGAGCAGAAAAGGGCUAAGUAAACAAGGGUCUAUCGAAUGAAUUCACACGCGUUGAUUACAUUUGCAAUCGCUAGGUUUGGUACACCACGACGGAUGUUGCUUACACACCUUAUCGGACCAAUUGUUCACACUACCUUCACCGUCCCGUAGUCUACCCGGAAAACUAAGGCCCCCUUUGAUAUAGCUUCUGUGUACUCAGAGCGUCAUACUGGUUGCGAAGAAGCUAGGCAUAAAGCUAAAUCUCAGGAAAAUGAACAUAUACGAUCCCGUUGCAAUGGAUACCCUGUCCAAGCUCAAUCCACAUCACAUCCUGCCGAUGCUGGUAGACAACGGCACUGUUGUAUUCGAACCGUGCGCGAUCGUCCUGUAUCUGGUGGAAAUGUACGCCAAGAACGAUGCGCUCUAUCCGAAGGAUGCGCUAGUGCGGUGCGUUGUGAAUCAGCGGCUCUUCUUCGACGUUGGCACACUGUACAAACAGAUCUACGAAAACGUGCACGUUCAAAUGCGGAACAGUCAGCCCAGCGAGAAGCAGGUGCAAAGGUUGCAGAAGGCAGUCGACGUGCUGGAAAGCUUCCUUUACGAACGAUCGUACAUGGCCGCAGAUCAGCUGACGUUGGCGGACAUUUGUUUGCUAGUUACGGUCAAUGCGCUCACGCUUUGGUUGGGCUACGAGCUUGCACCUUAUCCACGGAUCAGAGAUUGGCUCGGGAGAGUGGUGGCAGAGCUUCCGGGUUGUGUUGAGUUUCAAAGGGAGGUAGAGGACGCCACCAGGGCGUACGUAGUCAAUCGAAAGAUUUGAGUGUGAGGAACUGUAGCUGUAGUCUGUCACAAAGGUAGCGAGAUACUAAACGAACAUGAAUUUGCAUCUGCUUGAUGGAAUAAUGCGUAGCGUCACUCCUACACAUCACGCCUUAUCACGCCGGAGGGAGGGAUGGAUGCUUAUUAUCUAAUAAAACUCUCUACAAAACCAGGGGU
Messenger RNA from Anopheles coluzzii, 1061 nucleotides. RefSeq names its product glutathione S-transferase 1-like. The record is from RefSeq and is a predicted model, not a curated record. The transcript has 3 exons. Gene Ontology annotation, molecular function: glutathione transferase activity. Lineage: Eukaryota; Metazoa; Arthropoda; Insecta; Diptera; Culicidae. Gene Ontology annotation, biological process: glutathione metabolic process. Bases 337 to 885 code for a protein of 182 amino acids.